Molecule: messenger RNA, 1970 nt
Organism: Bipolaris sorokiniana ND90Pr
Lineage: Eukaryota; Fungi; Ascomycota; Dothideomycetes; Pleosporales; Pleosporaceae
Exons: 2
Coding region: 1-1917 (638 amino acids)
Source: RefSeq, a predicted model, not a curated record
AUGUCUCAUGCUCAGCUUGACGAGCAGGAGCUGCUCCAGAAAUACCAGAAAGAGCGCGAAAAACGCAUUGCGGAUGCAGCUAUCGUCGACUACAUUGAUACCCGAUCAAAAGAAAUUCAAGAUCUUGCCAAGGACCCAUGGGUAGAUUGGAACGACCCAAAGAUCCAGAGUCCUCCCCUCAAGGAUGGAGAUAGCGUAAAGUUUCUAGUCAACGGGGCUGGGCACUGUGGCCUCCUCUACGCUUGCCGUUUGGUCGAGGCUGGAUUCAGCGCAAAGGAUAUCGUAUGCGUUGAUAUAGCGGGUGGAUUUGGCGGUACUUGGUACUGGAAUCGAUAUCCUGGGCUCAUGUGUGAUGUCGAAAGUUACAUCUAUCUUCCGCUUCUAGAGGAGACUGGAUAUAUGCCCAAACACAAAUACUCAUUUGGCGCCGAGAUUCGCGGUCAGAAUGAGCGAGCUGCUAAGCACUUUGGCAUCCAGGGCCAGUUUUGCACCAGGAUCGAGUCGCAGAUUUGGGAAGACGACAAAAAGGUUUGGGUCGUACAGUUGACCCGUACCGUGGAUGCAAAUGCGAAGACUGAAUCAUUGACUGUUUUUGCGGAUUUUGUCAUUGUGGGCGGUGGCGUCCUGAACAUUCCGAAAAUCCCAAAGCUCCCAGGCUGGGAAGAAUUCAGAAACAAGAAACGUGUAUUUCACUCAGCUCGCUGGGACUAUGCUUAUACGGGUGGUCACCAGGCGAAGCCAGACUUGGUAAACCUUAAAGACAAGACAGUUGCAAUAGUUGGUACAGGGGCAACUUCGGUUCAGAUUAUACCUGAAUUGGCCAAGUGGGCCAAACACUUAUACGUUGUACAGAGAACGCCGUCAUACUGCGGGUAUCGCGGUAACCACUUGACUGAUGAAAAGCAUUUCAAAGACUUGUCGAAGGAGAAAGGAUGGCAGAGAGCCCGGCAACUCAAUUACAAUGCAUGGGUCACUAACAACCCUGGAGGUUAUGGACCUAAUCUUGUGAACGAUGGAUGGACCCAUACUCCAGCUGGAGAAGGCAUCUUGGGCUCAAACAGAAGAACAGUUGGGCCAUACGAGACGGAAGAAUAUAUACGAGAACUUCAUCGGAUUGACCGGCCACGUACUGAAGCCUUGCGCAAGCGUAUCGACGACGUGGUCAAGGAUAAAGAUACUGCCGAGAAGCUGAAGCCAUGGUACGGCAGCUGGUGCAAGCGCCCUACCUUUCAUGACGAUUACCUGGAAGCAUUCAACCAACCCAAUGUCACCUUGAUCGACACUGACGGGAAGGGUUUGCAGGGAUUCUCCGAGAAUGGCAUAUUGUUCGACGGCCAGGAGUACGAAAUUGACGCUCUAAUACUCGCAACGGGAUUUACUCAAGUUACGAAUGGAGAUGUUUCUCAGAAGAUCGAUGCAGUUAUUCAAGGAUGCAAUGGGCAAACCAUGUCCUGUAAAGUUGAGACUGUGGGUAACCCGCCACUGUUUGGCAUUGCUCUUUCAGGCUUUCCAAAUCUUUUCUCCUAUUUUUCCCUCGGGGGCGGGGCUUCGUGGAACAUGACAUCUGUGUACGAUAUGAUGGCGAGAUAUCUAGCGUCUACACUCAAAAAGGCGCACAUGCAGGUGGAAGACGGGAAAAGGGUAAUCGUUGAGGCCACUCCAGAGGCUGAAGACAAAUGGGGUGACGAGGUCGCAAAGAGGGCUGCUUUGUACAGUGCAUUGGGUGCUUGCACGCCCACCUACUUUACUGGGGGCUUUGAAGCUCUCAAAGCUCAGAAAACACAGAGCAAGGAGGACUUGGUGAGAAAGGCGAGGACGGCGGGCUGGGGCGCGGGCCCAGUUGCUUACCAGGAGAAAUUAGAAAGUCUUGCAGCUAAGUCAGAGAUUGAAGGCUUUAAGGUUAGUGUUACUGCUUAGAUUAAUACUUGAAGAUAUAUACAUACCUGUAUAGGCGUAAUAUUCAACAUUAG